This is a messenger RNA of Saccharomycodes ludwigii, 1998 nucleotides long. RefSeq names its product Tpo4p (gene TPO4). Gene Ontology annotation, molecular function: spermine transmembrane transporter activity; spermidine transmembrane transporter activity. Bases 1 to 1998 code for a protein of 665 amino acids. Lineage: Eukaryota; Fungi; Ascomycota; Saccharomycetes; Saccharomycodales; Saccharomycodaceae. Gene Ontology annotation, biological process: spermidine transport; transmembrane transport; spermine transport. The transcript has a single exon. The record is from RefSeq and is a predicted model, not a curated record.
AUGAAUAACCACAUAUCACAAGAUAAUAUUGUUAUUAAUAAUGACACAACUGUAUCUAAUGAAGAGAAAAAUAAUAUAUCAAACACUAAUGUGGAUCAUAAUGUAAGUACAGGUAGCAAUUCUUCUACUAUUAACAGUUAUAACACCAUAAGUAACAACAACAAGGAAGUACAACAAGGAGGGGAACUGUCGGGAGAUGACAAUUCUGUUCAUUCCUAUUAUAGCGAUUAUACAGGUAAUAACCAAUUGACACCGAAAAAUAAUGUCACAAAAAUCCCUACUACAGAUAGCAAUAAAAACGCUAAUAAUACUAAAGAUACAAAUCAAAACGAUAAAGAGAACAAUAAGGAGGAUGAUAAUGAUGAUGAUACACCUGUAGACCCUAGAGAUUUGGAAUGGGAUAAUCCUGAAGAUCCGGAUAACCCCCAUAAUUGGAAACCAGCUAAAAAAUGGGCUGCAACCAUGGUUGCCGCUUGUACCUGUUUAGUAGUCACAAUGGGGUCUUCCUUGUACGUUUCUGGUGUACCUGAGUUAAUGGUGCGUUACCAUAUUUCCCAAACUUUAUCUCUUUCAGGAUUAACUUUUUAUCUAUUGGGAUUGUCCUCUAUCAUUGGAGCUCCUUUAAGUGAAGUCUUUGGUAGAAAACCUAUAUAUGUAACAUCAAUUCCACUUUCAAUGUUAUUUACUAUGGGGGUUUGUUUAUCUAAUGGCCAUAUGAGAAUUAUUUUGCCAUGCAGGUUUCUCUCUGGGUUUUUCGCUUCUCCAGCUUUAAGUAUUGCUUCUGGUACUUUAGUCGAUAUGUGGGAUGUUGAUUUAUUAAGUCCUGCAAUGACUUAUUUCUGUUUGGCUCCAUUUCUAGGUCCAGUUAUAGCCCCUAUAAUGGGAUCCUACGCUUGUGCCUCAAUGAAAAAUUUUAGAUGGAGCGCCUAUAUUCAAUUAUUUGCAGGCGGGAUAAUCACCCCCUUCUUAAUAUUAAUGCCAGAAACGCAUAAAGUCAUCGUAUUGAAAAAAAGAGCACAAAAGAGGGGGGUUAAUUUGAAAAAACCAACAAAGGAGGAGUUGAAAACAUUUUUAAAAUUAACAAUGACCAUUACUAUUUUUAGACCACUAAAGAUGUUGUUUGUUGAACCAAUUGUGUUAGUUUUUAGUAUCUACGUUGCAUUUAUUUUUGCUGUUUUGUUUGGGUUCUUUGAAGCAUUUGCAGUUAUUUAUCGUGGUAUAUAUUUAAUGGAUGAUGGAAAUUCAAGUUUACCAUUUUUAGGUAUUGGUAUUGGUCUAUGGAUGGGUUCCUUUUUUUAUCUAUGGUAUGAUCGUAAGUUCUUUUUCCCCAAGGCGCCAAGUGGAACUCCCUUAUUAGUAAAUUCCCCUACUGCAAGAACUAUGCCAUAUAGAGGUCAUAGAAAUCCUGAAACUGGCGAAUUAUUACCAUUGAAACCGGAGACAUUUUUGGUUGUUACUAAAAUAGGAUCGAUAGCUUUACCCAUUGCAUUAUUUUGGCAAGGGUGGACUGCAAGAAAAUCUGUUCAAUGGAUGGCGCCUAUUGCAGCCGGUGUUCCCUUUGGUUUUGGAUUGAUUUUGAUUUUCUUUUCUGUUAUGAUGUAUUUUAGUACAUCUUAUCCUCCUUUAUAUGUGGCUUCCGCUUUAGCCGCAAAUAAUUUGUUAAGAUAUGUUACUAGUUGUGUUUUCCCACUUUUCACUAUUCAAAUGUAUGAAAAAAUGCAUGUUUAUUGGGCUAGUUCUUUUUUCGGAUUUGUUUGUAUUGCUAUGAUUCCAGUUCCCUGGUUAUUUGAAAUUUACGGGCCUAAAUUAAGACAUAGGUCACAAUUUGGGUUUGCUGCAAUGGAAAAAGGAACGGAUGAUGAUGAUGAAAAUGUUGCUGAAUUAACUUUGACUAGAACCUAUACUGAAGCUAGUAUUGCUGCCUUUACAGACGAUCAUAGUUCAAAUUUUCAUGAUAAGAAUAAGAAUAAGAAUAAGAAGCCUUCUGAGCAAGUUUGA